AUGUAUCGUGGCUCAUUCGCCCCGCCGCCCGCGCAGUCGCCGCCUCUUCAUCACCCCGUCCCGCAGCAUGUGUCGACCGUCCCCAUGAUGCGCUCACCACCUCCACCUACUUCUCAGCAAACCCCGAAUACCGGAUAUGGGGGCAAUCCAUACCAACCUUCACCCGCACAAGGUGGUAGCGGCACCUAUGGUAACCCUGGCUUUGGUGGGUUCAUGGCCGAUCCUACCGCGCAGAUGGGAUUCCAGGUUGGCAAGAGUGCGAUGAUGGCAGGCCAGGAAUAUAUGGAACAGAACUUCAAUCGCUAUGUUUCCAUACCAGCCUUGAAGCACUACUUCAACGUUUCCAACUCCUACGUGCUUAACAAGCUUGCACUCCCCUGGUCUCGCCAGCAGGCUCGAAUGGCCGCAUCUGCAGGUCCAAAUGGCCAGAUUACCCAGCAGCAAUACUCGUCAAUGUUCUUGCCCCCACGAGACGACUUGAACUCGCCCGAUAUGUACAUUCCUGUUAUGGCACUGGUCACAUAUAUCCUUUUGUCGGUUCUGUUGGCUGGAUUCCGUGGUAAUUUCCACCCAGAGCUGCUGGGCUCGAUCACUACGACCGCUAUUGCGGUGAUUAUCUUCGAGAUUUUGUGCUUGAAGAUGGCCAUGUAUAUCUUGACCAUCAACAACGACUCGCAGCUCCUGGAUCUAGUGGCGUACUCAGGAUACAAGUUUGUGGGUAUCAUUGCUACUUUGGUUGCAUCGGAGAUUCUCACCCCAGGCCGAGGAACUGGUGGCUGGGUUGGCUGGACGGUCUUUGUGUACACAUUUUUGGCGAAUGCCUUCUUCCUGCUCCGUUCAUUGAAGUACGUUCUACUUCCCGACUCGACAGAUUCCGCCAUGCAGACCGGUGCGAUGCAUACUGUUGCUCGAUCGCAGCGCAAUCGCCGCACGCAGUUCUUGUUUGUCUACUCGUACGUCAUCCAGUUUAUCUUCAUGUGGGUUUUGAGCCGUGAGGGUCCUUCGGCGCUGGCUUCGAAUGCCAGCUCUUAA
Penicillium malachiteum is the source of this 1032-nucleotide messenger RNA. Its product is annotated as protein transporter YIF1. The transcript is spliced from 4 exons. NCBI's taxonomy places the organism in Eukaryota, Fungi, Ascomycota, Eurotiomycetes, Eurotiales, Aspergillaceae. Bases 1 to 1032 code for a protein of 343 amino acids. Gene Ontology annotation, cellular component: endoplasmic reticulum-Golgi intermediate compartment; Golgi membrane; COPII-coated ER to Golgi transport vesicle. The record is from RefSeq and is a predicted model, not a curated record. Gene Ontology annotation, biological process: endoplasmic reticulum to Golgi vesicle-mediated transport.